UACGCGUGCGUGCGUGCGUGUGUGUGUGUGUGUGAGAGCCAAGAUGUAUUAGAUCGUCAUUCCCUCGCCACGCAAAUGACUCAACUGUCGUUCAGCUUCUCACCUGAACCCGCGGAACGGGGCGUCUCACUUUAACAGAGCCUCGGGUAAAAUGACACCGGGUGACGCCCUGAAACAAAGCAUAGCAACUUUACACAGUCCUGGCGCACUGCACUGGGACCGCGCACCUGGUCUGUCCCAUUACACACACAGGCGGACGACAAUAAGUAACCGAUACCGGAGAAGUUAUGCCCUCAAAACAGGGGGAGACGACCAGCCGUCGUUGACCGACACCGGAAGGAUCCGAGAUGGGGGACGAGGGUUGUUUCAAGUCCGUUCUCCCCCCUCAGGUCCUGGACGACAGCAGUCUGGCCCUGCCUGCCGAGCACAGCAUCCUGAGCCCGGCCAGGUUCCACUCCGUCGACCGGAGCGUCCGGGUCCAGCAGCAGGUCCAGCUCACCCUGGCCCGCAAGGGGAAGAAGUCCGCCUCCAACGGUAGCGUCCAUCAUGCCCAAAGGAGUCUGUCCUGGAGCUCAGACUACAGAGACGGACCGUCGCACAACAGCACGCUGAGGAGCGGCUCCGCUUUCAGCCCGCCCCCGACGGCGUCCUGCCGGUCACUGCGCCGGCCCUCUCGGAGGGUGGAGGUGUCUCCGGCCCCCAGCCCGGUGCUGCCCUGCCCCCCCCUGCGCUACGGGUCCGCCGGCCGGAGCCUGGGGACCUACACCAUCCCGGGGCCCGGGGCCCCCCCCAAGAUGGCGCCCCUGCCGGAGCGGCCGUACGGCUCGGUGCCGCACAAGCGCUACGCCUUCUCCGAGGUCCCGCACGCCACGCGGCUCCACGGCGCCACCUACAGCGCCCGGCGCAGCCCCGCUCACCCCGGGCCCCGGGGCCCCGCCCGUGCGGCCCCGCCCCCCCGCAGGGCGGCGGCGGGGGGGGGCGGGCUGUUCCAGAGCCCCGCCCCUUUGGAGACCGGCACGGCAGAGAGGAGCAGGGUGACCCUCCCCGGGGCGACCCUGGAGCGGGAGGGGGAGCAGCAGGGGGAGGAGCAGGGGGAGGGGCAGGGGGAGGAGCCCGAGGAGCAGGGGGUGGGGCUGAGCUGGCUGAUCAAGGCCAGGAGGGAGCUGUGCUUCGAGGGUCUGGACGCCGCGUCGGCCGUCAGCAUGGAGCUGGACGCCCCCAGGGGGGCGGAGCCCGAGUCGCCCGUCCAGUGGGCCAGCGGCCGGGCUCAGAAGUGGGCGGUGAAGCCCCCCGAACUGACUCUGGAGCGGGCGGUGGCCGCGCUGACGCAGGACAGCGAGGACGCCCUGGUGACCGCCGCCAGCUUCAUCCAGAAGCAGUGCUUCAGCAGCGCCGACGCCAGGAAGAUGGUGUUCUACCUCCACGGGAUCCCCAAGCUGCUGCAGCUGCUGCCCAGCGACAGCGAGGAGGUGCAGCGGGCCGCGGCCGGCGCCCUGCGGAACCUCGUCUUCCAGAGCGACGAGAACAAGAUGGAGGUGAAGGAGAGCGAGGGCGUGGCCCUCAUCCUGCGGGCGCUGCGGAGCUGCCGCGACGUGGAGGCCCGUCGCCAGCUCACCGGUCUCCUGUGGAACCUCUCGUCCCACGACGUGAUCAAGGAGCACCUGUCCCAGGACGGCUUCUCGGUCCUCACCUCCAAGGUUCUGGUGCCGUGCUCCGGGCUGUCUGAGGGCGAGAACCCCAAAGACGAGCUGCUGGCCGACGCCGACACCUUCCACAACGCCACCGGGUGUCUGCGCAACCUGAGCUCGGCCGGCCCGGACUGCAGGAAGGCCAUGAGGGACUGUGAGGACCUCAUCGACGCCCUGGUCUACUACAUCCGCGGCACCAUCGCCGACUACCAGCCCGACGACAAGGCCACAGAGAACUGUGUGUGCGUUCUCCACAACCUGUCGUAUGCGAUCGAGUCGGAGAUUCCUCCGAGGUUCUUCAGGGACCUGUCGGAGGCCCCGCCCCCCCCCUCCUCCACCUGGUCCCCGGGCUGCUUCGCCCACCGGCCCCCCAAGAACACCACGGACCUGGAGCGACAGCGCCCCCUGCUGGAGGAGAAGGCGAACCCGCACGGCAUCGAGUGGUUGUGGAGCGCCAUCACGGUGCGCAUGUACCUGUCUCUGAUGGCGCGCAGCGGCAGCAACUUCACCCAGGAGGCGGCGCUGGGGGCGCUGCAGAACAUCACGGCCGGACAGGGCAUGCUGACGGAGGCUAUCUGCUACACGGUGGUGCUGCGGGAGAACGGCCUCCAGCAGGUCCGCCGGAUGCUGCAGGAGGGAGACCGCUCCGUGAGGCGCACGGCCGUGGCCCUCGUCAAGAACCUCUCCCGCUACCGCGAGCUGCACGCCCCCAUCGUGAAGCAGGUGCUGCCCGAGCUGGUGGGCAUGCUGCCCCACUCGGACCAGGGGACGGAGGUCCCCACGGAGCUCACCGUCUGCCUCUGUCAGAUCCUCACCAACUUCACCAAGAACGACACCAGCAGCGUCAAGGCCAUCGUGAACCAGGGCGCCCUGCCCAAGGUCAUCAACAUCAGCACCAAGGACAACGGCUUCGGUCCGACGCGGGCCGGGCAAGCUGCCUGUCUGCUGCUGCACACCAUGUGGAGACACAGCGAGCUCCACGGGGCCUACCGGAAGGCUGGGUAUAGGAAGAUUGACUUUGUCAACAGCAGGACCACGAAAGCUGUGAACUCUUUGCAAGACUAAACCGUAGAAUCACGAACCCAGCGCUGGCUGCAGGAAAACAUUUGGUGCGGUGAUUCAGAACAUUUCGUGUAGAUUCUAUGUUAAAUAAAAUCAAUGAUCUGUUGUUCUAAGUUUUCAGAUUGAUUGUUUUGCAGAUAGUUUGUUUAGUAGAAUACUUAAAAUAGCCCUUUUAAGCAUUCCGUUUUAUCUACUGGUUUUUUUUAACAAAAGCACGUAUAAUGAUCGCAUCAACCCUCGGAAUGAUUGAAUGAAUGAAUGAAUGAAUGAAUGAAUGAAUGGAUGAAUGUGGAAGGUUUGAAGCAAUGUCAAUGAGGAAAAAAUUAUGUAAAAUUGAACAUAAUUUGAAGUUGAAUUUCCUUUACUUAUGUGUGUAUUGUUUGUUUUUACAAAUGUACCCCUUAGAGGGCAGCUUUGAGAACCAUAUGAUUAUAGUAGUUUUUAUGUACCAUCUGGUAUUCUUUUGUAUUUGUUUUUGUUUUGCACUGCUAUGCGAUUACUUUACGUUUCACCGUGUGGAUAAAUGUCACUUUGCAGGAAAUUGUUCUGGAAACAUCCAUUUAUUUUGUGAACUGACAUUGAAUUGACAUUUUAUUGGGAUUUCAAUGUGUUACUAAUUCAAACGUCACUAACACACUUGGUAUAUAAUCCAUCAAUACAUAUAUAGUUGUCAUGAA
Molecule: messenger RNA, 3427 nt
Organism: Gadus morhua (Atlantic cod)
Lineage: Eukaryota; Metazoa; Chordata; Actinopteri; Gadiformes; Gadidae
Gene: pkp2
Product: plakophilin 2
Exons: 13
Coding region: 348-2753 (801 amino acids)
Biological process (GO): protein localization to plasma membrane; heart development; desmosome organization
Cellular component (GO): intercalated disc; adherens junction; cytoplasm
Molecular function (GO): protein binding
Source: RefSeq, a predicted model, not a curated record